Messenger RNA from Cooperia oncophora, 498 nucleotides. NCBI's taxonomy places the organism in Eukaryota, Metazoa, Nematoda, Chromadorea, Rhabditida, Trichostrongylidae. The record is from the annotation of a GenBank genome assembly.
AUGAGCCAAAUAGCGGCACUAUUUCUCAUGUACCUGGACGAAGAGGACACUUUUUGGUGUAUACAUGCACUCAUGGUCGGCAGGAAAUACUCUAUGCAUGGCUUCUUUGUGCCCGGUUUCCCGAAACUGUCUCGAUUUGAAACUCAUUUCAAAAAAAUAUUGAAGAAGUAUAAGCCACGGGUAUACAAGCAUUUAGAAAAAAACGACAUUCCAUAUAUUUAUCUAACUAAAUGGUUUUUCGGUUGCUUUCUAGAUCGAGUUCCGUUUUCUUUGGCAUUGAGGUUAUGGGACGUUUACAUUCUCGAAGGGGAUUCAGUUCUUCUCGCGAUGGCCUUGAAUAUUAUGAAAAUGCACGAAAAGUCCAUACGAAAGCUGCAAAUGGAGCAUUUCAUGGACUUCAUACAAACAACGCUCGCAUCCAAUUUCGGAUAUUCUGACGACGAGACAAUGUUUUCUUUGCGAGAAGUACUUAGCAAAUUGAAGGUGAGGUUGCUAACC